GAGGAAGGAAUAAAAGCAAAGAAGCAGAAAGCACGAGAAGAAACCUCUCGAAUCCUCUCCCUCUCUUUCUUCCUCACCAAGCAAUCCGACCGAUUCCGCAAGCCAAAACCCAUCACCGCGCCCCUCUUCCGUGCGCAAAAUCCUCGAGACACUCUCAGAGAAGAAGAAGGAGGAGGAGGAGAAGAAGAAGAAGAAGGGAAGAAGAAGAUGGAGGGGAGCGGGAGAGGGAGGUCGCGGGGAUGAUCCCGGUCCUGGCGCUCCACGCCCUGAGCGAGUACUACCGGCUCGAGCGGAAGCCCCCCGUCACCGCCGGCCUCCUCGCCGCCAACACCCUCGCCUACCUGCGGCCCGGCCCCCUCGACGACCUCCUCCCCACCAUCGACCGCGUCUGGUUCAACCCUUACCUCAUCCUCAAGUACAAGGACCCGAAGCGCUUCUUUUUGUCAGCAUUUUACCAUGUAAAUGAGUCUCACCUGGUAUACAACAUGCUGUCAUUAUUAUGGAAGGGAAUCCAGUUGGAAAGUUCCAUGGGAAGUGCUGAAUUUGCAUCCAUGGUUGCCACAUUACUAGCAAUGUCCCAAGGAAUAACUCUGAUGCUCGCGAAAUCCCUUUUCAUUUUCUUCGAUUAUGAAAAGCCUUAUUACUCAGAAUAUGCAGUUGGAUUUUCUGGUGUUCUCUUCGCCAUGAAAGUUAUCUUGAAUUCACAGUCCGAGAACUACACAUAUGUGCACGGGCUGGUAGUACCUGCACGCUAUGCAGCAUGGGCUGAAUUGGUUCUGAUUCAAAUGUUUGUGCCGGGUGUUUCGUUUCUUGGACAUCUCGGUGGGAUACUCGCUGGCAUUCUUUAUCUGCAUCUAAAGGGUAUGUCCCCAGCUCCUGAUCCACUGACACUGGCUAUGAGAGGCGUCAGCAGCGUGCUGAGUUGGCCUUGGAGGUUCAUGCGGUCCUUGUUCAGAUUCCGCCGUCGUCGGAUUUCCGGUAGAGGAACAGUGGGUCGAAAUCAAAGAGGAUGGACUGAGCCUGGAGUUUGGAGAUGCAGCGCUUGUACCUACGAUAAUUCCACCCAGUUAGACGAAUGUGAGAUGUGUGGAACAAGUCGGAGUAUCCGCAGGUCCCGUUCGCCACCAUCUUCCAGGUAUUCUGAGCAUAUUCCUCUGGACGAAUUGCGCCGUCGGAGAGUGGAAAGGUUUGGGAGAUGACAGUGUCACUUGUAAAGGGCGGAUAGCUGGUAGGUUUUGUGAAAGGAGGUUGUAGGAUCCGACGUAUGGUACGCUUCUGCUGACACUGUAGAGCUCGGUGAUCAGUCGCACAUGUGUUGCCUCGGCGGUUUACAUUCUUUGAAUUAAAUCCGACGGGGAGCAUGUGCAGUUGAUUUUUCCGUGUUGUACACUUCCGAAUGAUGAUAAUAACGUACUUCUAGUUGCAAAGGAACCUUCAAUUGCUGCAAGUUUCAAGAUGAGAUUUGCUUCUGUUUUUA
Molecule: messenger RNA, 1477 nt
Organism: Eucalyptus grandis
Lineage: Eukaryota; Viridiplantae; Streptophyta; Magnoliopsida; Myrtales; Myrtaceae
Product: rhomboid-like protein 14, mitochondrial
Exons: 2
Coding region: 240-1199 (319 amino acids)
Cellular component (GO): membrane
Molecular function (GO): serine-type endopeptidase activity
Source: RefSeq, a predicted model, not a curated record